AAAACAAUCUGAGACCAACAGCUUAACACAACCACAUGAUUGUAAGUUAGCGGAAAUUGAUACCAGACGGAAACACGUGCUUGUGUUGAAAUUGACAUCUACCGGGAAAGACACGAAUUAAAAUUUAGAAUUAGAUCGCGAAAUAAAACAAUGUCUGAUUCCGAAUCAGAGGAUGUUGUAGCUGAGAAUACACCACUUUUCCUCCAUUUGAAAGAAACAGGCUUCUUAGAAUAUGACAAUCCCAUGAAAAAUAUAUUUAAUCAAGAAUUAAAAUGUGAAAAGCAUUCCUCUAAUUUAAGUUUGUUUUCAUCAUUUUUCCAGAAGAUAAUUAAUAUGGUGAAAAAUUCUAGUAAAAAUUGUUGGAAUUUAUUUUAUAAGAAUUUUCUACAGGAUUUUUAUGAACUGGGUUGUUGUGCCAGAAAAGAAAUAAUCACAUUCAUUAGCAAUACAAAAUUAUUAAUUGAAGAUGAUCAAGCAUUUUUAAAUAGCUUUGCAUCUGAUAUUUUAACAAAGUAUGAGAAUUAUAAUUUAACAAUAUUAAAAUGGAAAUUUAAACCAGUGACUGUUUUAUCCUACAUCUUAGCUGGAAGUUUUGUUUGGCUUUCUUGGUGUAUAUCUGACUCAAAAAGAUCUACUGUAUAUACUAUUUUAGAUAGUCUGUUCAUUUUUAUAAUUGUUGCUGUGACUAUCGGUUAUAUCUCACAUUAUUUCAUAUAUUAUCACUUUAAAAACAAUAUUGAAGAAAAUCUUAAACAGUUAAAAGAAUUAUCUAAUACAAGCAUUAACAUUAAUAGUUUAAUAAAGAAGUUAAUAAAUAUUGUUCAAGAAGCAGAAAUUAUUGCAAGAGGUUUUACAUUUGCUUCUUUAAAAGUUCCAGCUCAAAGAUUGGAAUUCUCAUCAAGAUCUUCUGGAAUGUCAGUUAAAAGACAGUAUCCUGAACUUAGAGAAAAUAUCUUUUGUUGGAUAAGAAAUAUAUAUUACAGAUAUCGUCAAGCCACACUUGAUUUAUAUCAUCUUCUACCUCUUCAGCCAUUAUUACCAGUACAUUCACAUUAUUUAGCUACUACAAGUUUAGAUGAAUUUGGUCCUUUGUUAAAACUUGAUUUAAAUAAAGAGAAUGAAAAAGAACAAUUGUUUGAAGUUUCAGACAUGUUUUCUAUUUCUUCUUUAAAGUCUAUCUUUCAGUUGAUGGAAGUUCAACAAUCAGAAUUUUAUCGUUUAUUUUCAUUGGGAUUUAUUCCAGAUGCUCUAGUAGAAAUGAAACAGGAUCCAUUAUUUGCACUAAAGACAUUCUCACAGUUAAUACCAUUUAUUAAACAGUUACUAGAUGAUGAUGAUAAAACUCUUUCCUUACUAAAUUCAGCAUUUAAUUAUUAUAAAAGCUUAGAGAUAUCAAAUCUCUUAUCUGAUGAAAGAAAUUUACCAAAUAAAUUAAAGAAUUCUCCAUAUUCUACAAUGUGA
Messenger RNA from Centruroides sculpturatus (bark scorpion), 1461 nucleotides. RefSeq lists its product as uncharacterized. Gene Ontology annotation, biological process: cell-cell adhesion. The transcript has 9 exons. The coding region runs from base 151 to 1461 and encodes 436 amino acids. NCBI's taxonomy places the organism in Eukaryota, Metazoa, Arthropoda, Arachnida, Scorpiones, Buthidae. Gene Ontology annotation, cellular component: plasma membrane. The record is from RefSeq and is a predicted model, not a curated record. Gene Ontology annotation, molecular function: myosin binding.